UGUUUAGGGUUUUUGUUGAGGAGAAGUAUCACAACUUUCUUUGUCAAAGAGCCGAGAGAAUACCGAACAGACCUACCAGCAUGGUUGCAACGGCUAGUUUGAUGGGGCUAAAAAGCCGACUCGCAGUGCUUUUCUCGGUUGUGCUAUCUCCGUGUCUAUGCACCUCUUUUGGCCAGAUUGAACCCCUGGUUUAUGAUGAGCAGUUGCUGUGGGUGAGUGGUGGGGCGGGGGAGGUGAGCGCCUACCGGAUCCCACUGCUCUCCUUCACCCCCAAGGGCAGUCUGUUGGCUUUCGCUGAGGCCCGGAAGAAGUCUGCCAAUGAUGUGGGGGCCAAGUUCCUUGCCAUGCGACGCUCCACAGACAGAGGUGCCACGUGGUCGCCCACCUCCUUCAUAUUGGACGAUGGGGACUUGGCUGACGGGCUGAACCUGGGUUCCGUGGUGGUGGAUGAGGAGACUGGCUCUGUGCUGCUGAUCUACUCUAUUUGCUUCCACCAGUACCAGUGUGACCCUGCCAGUAUUAUGUUGGUGGAGAGCAUGAAUGACGGUCUCAGCUGGAGCCCACCAAGGAACCUCUCGGUCCAGCUAGGGGUUAAGAACUUCGCCCCCGGGCCUGGCUUUGGCAUUCAGAAGCAUUACCCUCCUGCCAAGGGGCGUCUGGUGGUGUGUGGACAUGGCACACUGGAGGGUGACGGGGUCUUCUGCAUUCUGAGUGACGACCACGGGCGAAACUGGAAGAAUGGCGCCGCACUGAAGAGCAUCCCCUACAACCAGCCCAAACAAGCCCUGGACUUCAACCCAGACGAGUGCCAGCCUGUAGAGAUGGAGGACGGUAGCAUCGUCAUCAACGUGCGCAACCAGAACAACUACCACUGCCGCUGCCGCAUGGUGGUGCGCAGCCUGGACGGGGGCGAGACUCUACCUGUGGAGCAGCUGGUGUUUGACUCCAUCCUGAUAGACCCAACGGUAGCAGCAGGGGCGCUGCAGAAGGAGGGCGUGAUGUACUUCACCAACCCAGCUGACAGUAACCACAGGAUCAAUCUAACCCUGCGCUGGUCUCUGACCAAUGGCACGUCGUGGGAGAAGAACACUGUCCAGAUCUGGGCGGGCCCAAGCGGCUACUCCUGCAUGACGUCACUUACGAGCGGCAGCGCUGAGGACAGGAAGUUCAUCUAUGUCAUCUACGAGAAAGGCCACAAAGACUACGAUGAGACCAUCUCCUUCGCCAAGAUCCACCUCUACGGUGGAUGGUAGUAGAAUAAGGCUGGGGGGAGGGGGGGGAACUAGGUAGUCUGCCUCUAAUCACUGGUCCAGGGUCAGGGUCUGUGUUCUCAAAGUGUCUCGGAGUGCUGAACUAGCAUCAAUUUUGCCUUUUUUAGAUCAUAAUGAAUUAGAUUAUAUAGACAGGGACCUGAUCUUAGAUCAGCACUUUUAAUCAGACACUUUUUGAAUACAGGCCCAGAUAUUUUUAUCCGCUUAAAAGUGGUUAUGGUUAGGAUGGAGAUUUUUUUUAUCCAAGAUCUGUGGUUAGGAGCAGGUUCUACCUCCAGCUGGGGAGGGAAAGGGAAGAGGAUGUUAAAUUCUCUCAGGACGGAUGACUCAUGGGACUUUGCAGCACCACUUUGUUUUGAUAGGUGGAGGGAGACAUACAAACCACUCCUGUUUUAUUGGACCAAUAAUGACAGUUGUGUGCCACUUUAUCCUAAGGUGGGCUUUGAAAUACAUCAGGGUUGGUUUCAUUAGGGCACACCGCAGCAAAAUGUAGCAAGACAUUCUGCAACAGGAAAUGGAAAGUUCAGCUAGUCCCUCCCUGUUUUAGUCUGUUUUCCUCCAUUUGGUGCCUAAUAUACAUGUUAUUAGUAUGGCCCAAGCACAGGUGUCCUGUCCUUUACUGAAGCUAUGAUAGUCUGUAAUGAUUGGUGGGAUGUUGGUGUAGCUACACUUCCUUUCUGUUGAGGCUCCUAUAGCUGAGAGAGGGGGAAGUCGUCGUCGUCGUCCCCCCCCCCCACAUCACAAAUUAAAAGAGAUGGGUGGAAGGAAAAUGUAUAGAGGGUUAUGUGUCACCGAGCCAUAAAAAUAUUGGGAAAGACUUGUAACUGCUAUUUCAAUAUGGCAAAAAACUUGAAAAAAGGUAAAAGAAUACAGAUUUAGAGACAUUUUAAUGCAGCUCCUAGUCCUCUGCCUCGCAGUCCAUAACAGAAUGGUUGCACUUUCAGAAUGUCAAGGCAUUUCUACGUUUUCCUUUUUUUUUUGAAGGGUGGUUCUUGCCAACUUUUGACGCAAGAGAUGUUUGUAUGAUGAGACCGUUUUGUGUGAAUGGACUCGUAAAAUGAUUGACUUGUGUCCACUACAUUAUCUCAGAUGAAUAGGACAUGCGUAGUGUGAAUAACAUCAACUUGAUGUUGUUUUUACGAGGCAUGGCGCCAGGGAUCUGUCAUUUCAUUCACCCAUUUUGUGUUUUGAGUUGAAAGUUUAAUUAUCAACUGUGAUUGUGUCACAAAUCCCUCAACUCAGUGUUUCUGUAGCAGAUAUGAUCAGUCUCAUUUAGCUCGCGCACUCCACAGCAGAUGCAGUUGUUUCCCUCAGCUCACCUUGCUGAAUCUAUCUGUGAAGCUGACAUACUGAUAUGAAAUAGAUUCCUUGUUUAGUGGUAAGACACUGCAUCUGGUUACUUGCACGUAAGGGUUUGAUUGGUCUUUUAUUUGAAAGUGAUUUUGAUUAGAAACUGUUGCGUUGUAUUGGGGAAUCUGGAUGCAUGUGAACUCGUUGUGUCAAGUUGAAUUGCCAAUGUUAUGGUCUUAAGUGCACUUGAUUUUGUAUUAUAUUUAGCAUAUUCUUCUAUUACCGUAAGCUAAUUAUCUUACAUCCUUUAUUAUCCUCCCUUUCCUGAAAUUGUGUACAUUUAGAAGGGCUUCCUAUGUUGAUGACCUUAAGUUAAGAAUUGUGGUUAAUGUUUCAGGUAAGUUUUUUUUUCAAGGAGGUGUGAUGUGUGUCUGAGUACUAAUAUAAUAUUAUGUAUGUACGUUUAGAUACUGUACAAUUAGUGGAAAAAGAUGAGAACUGAGCUUCUUUAAAAGCAGCAAUUCAACCACAGUGUGUGAAAACAUACUGUUAAAAUCGUUCCAGAUAUUACAAUUGUAUUAAGCCUCUUGUAAUGUUUUGGGAUAUCCCCUGGGUCUGUAGAUAAUGUAAAGUAUCCUGUACUUCCCUGAAAAGUAUAAAUCUGAAGAAAAAAAAUGUGUUAGCCAAGCCCUGUUUCAUGCUGUGUGGGUGAACACAAGCUUCAAUGGAGCUUUUGGAACAAAGAAAUCCAUACAAAUAAAUGUACACUGUAAGAUGAAGAGAAGGUUAGAAAAGAGAAUAAUGCAAAUAUCCUUAACAGCUAUUUUGUUUGUCACACUCAUAGAAGUAAUAUAACAAAUAUUUUUCUUUAUGACAAUGUUGCCAGAAUCUUAUAGUAGAAUCAGUGUGUCUUCUAAAAUGUAGUCUGUGUUAGGCAUUAAAGCCAAAUUAUAAUGGGGAGGGAACAAAAUUCAUAAUUAUUGAAGAUACUAUAUAAAAUUGGCAGUCCUUCAAAUGCAUUCAUAGGCAUGAAACAACUUCUUUGAAAAUUAACCACAAUGAACGGGAAAUUAUUUUCACCUUGAUUGCAUUGUAUUUUCUGAAGUUGAAUCGACAGAUGGGGAGAUAGAUGAGAAGGAUAUAGCACAGAAAGUGGGUGGAAGAACGGGGAUGUGAACCGCUCCCUCCAGGUGUGUAUGUAGUCCUGGACGGCACUACCCGACCCUGACACUACCAUGAUUGCGUCAAUCAUUUACCACAAAUCGGACAUUAAAGAAACAGUAAAACACA
Salvelinus namaycush (lake trout) is the source of this 3851-nucleotide messenger RNA. Its product is annotated as sialidase-1-like. NCBI's taxonomy places the organism in Eukaryota, Metazoa, Chordata, Actinopteri, Salmoniformes, Salmonidae. The coding region runs from base 81 to 1253 and encodes 390 amino acids. Gene Ontology annotation, biological process: oligosaccharide catabolic process; ganglioside catabolic process. Gene Ontology annotation, molecular function: exo-alpha-sialidase activity. The record is from RefSeq and is a predicted model, not a curated record. Gene Ontology annotation, cellular component: membrane; lysosome; cytoplasm. The transcript has 7 exons.